AUGGCUCCAGUCGGUCUCGCAAUCCUCGGCGCAGCAUACAUCCCCGCACUAGCGUUGUAUGGACCCGACCAAUUUUCCCUCAAGGCUGUGUACUCUCGCUCUAAAUCUUCGUCUUCUUCCCUCUCAGAGAUAGUGAAAGAACGUAUAGGCACAUCGCCCGAGAUAUACUCCGAAGAUGGCGCGAGCCAAGGCGGUCUAGAUGCGUUACUUGCCCGACCCGACAUUGAUGCGGUGAUCGUCGUGCUGCCGUUGACUCAGCAGCCGGAAAUCGUUCUAAAGGCUUUGGCAGCAGGAAAGAACGUGCUGAGCGAGAAGCCAGUUGCCAAAGAUGUCAAGACUGGGCUCGAUUUGAUUGAAAAGUGGGAGAAAGAGUAUAAACCCAAGGGCUUGAUCUGGCGCGUCGCUGAGAACUUCGAGGUUGAACCUGGAGUAGUCGAGGCUGGUAAGAGAAUCCAGGCAGGGGCCGUCGGCAAAGUUCGAUUCUUCAAUUUCUCUUUCAUAUUUUCGGUCAAUAAGGAUAACAAGUAUUAUCAAACUUCGUGGAGGACAGUUCCCGAUUAUCAAGGAGGGUUCUUGCUCGAUGCCGGGGUACACACAAACGCUGCUCUCAGACGGGCUGUGCUCCAAGCAGCGCCGACAUCCGACGGACAUCCUCCCCAUGGUAUCAUGGAAAUGUCUUGCGCCGCUAGCCCGGGAUUCUCCCGCUAUGUCUUGACCGUUGCCGGAACUGAAGGAAACUUGACUCUCGAAAAGCCCUCGCAUUUCGCACUGGCAGACAAGAUUACCGGACCUGACGGGAGCAAGACUGAAGAAUUCGAUAAGAUUAGCUCAGGUGUCCACGAGGAGCUUGGUAGUUUCUUCCGUGCACUUUCAGGCCAGGAUGAUGGAAACGGUGAACCUCGGGGUGCACUGCUCGACGUUGCAUUGAUCCAGGCUUUCUUGACGAGCGAGGGUAACGCGAUAGAGCUCAAGAAGCUUUUGUCGACAGGCGACAUUGCUCGAAUCGAAGCGAAUGUGACUGGUACCUUGGGGAAACGUGGUACGAAACAAUUGAAAAAGCAAACCCAAACUUUGGGCGAUUUGGAUGCUGGUACUCCUGUCGAGGGUGUGGUAUACAAGGUUUCGGAUACGCGUAUUGUUAUAUCGGUUGAGGCCGAGUCACAAGAUAUAGAAUUGCCUGAGAGAUGUAGAGUGGUUAAACUAGCCAAUAGUAUAACUUUCGAUAGGAUGGAUCGCGCAAUUGACUCGCUAGAACGUCUUGCAACACAACAGGUCUCCGACGGCCCCACCUCGGCAACUCAAACCCUACCGCUUGCCCAGUCUCUACUCGCCAUGAAACCGUUGCAACCUUACAUACCAAUAUCGGAGGGCCUAGCCUUCAUGGAUGAUAAUCUAAAUGACAGCCAAAAGGAAGCAGUCAAGUUCGCGCUCGACUCUCCUGAAAUUGCAUUGAUACAUGGCCCACCUGGAACCGGGAAAACGCAAACAUUGGUGGAAAUUAUCCGACAAUUAGUUCAGCAAGGGAAGCGCGUACUUGUAUGCGGCGCUAGUAAUCUCGCAGUUGAUAAUCUGUUGGAGCGAUUAGUCCCUCACCGGAUACCACUAUCACGUAUCGGACAUCCUGCACGAGUGCUAGGCAAUUUACAUUCGGAGACGCUUGACGCACAGGCGGCACGAUCAGACCAGGCCGCUCUCGCCGCUGAUGCCAAGUCUGAACUCGAGAAUGCAAUGGCUUCAUUGGCUGGUAAGGGUAAAGCACGGCUUCGUGGUCUUGAACGGAAAAAGAUGUGGGAAGAGGUCAAAGAACUUAGGAAAGAAUAUCGAAAGCGGGAAAAGGUCAUUGUACAAAGUGUUUUAAGCGAAGCCAAGAUUAUUCUUGCGACCUGUCAUUCAUCUGGAGGCCGACAACUUGCAAAUAUGCGUUUUGACGUUGUUUGUAUUGAUGAGGCGUGCCAGGCAUUGGAGGCAGUCUGUUGGAUAUCAAUACUCAAAGGGUCGAAGCUUAUCCUGGCUGGUGAUCCACUUCAACUCCCACCUACAAUCAUUUCCCUGAAUAGCUCUUCGCUCAAAAGUUCCAGCACAAACCCAGCCAGCUCUACAACCAAAAACCUCAAGCUGGGAAAAUCGUCCAACAGCGCUGCCAAGUUGAAGGCCACGCCACCUAAUCCAACUAAAGAAGCUCAAUCUGUAGAGGAAGCAACUGGCGUGGACUCUCCGGCAAAUAGCGGCGAUGAAAAGGAUUCCGCUGUGAUCCCUCCAAUUCAUUCCGUCAAUUCGAGAAAGCCUCGGCUCGUUCCACCCAAAUCGCUUGAGGUCACACUAUUUCAACGUUUGGAGCAGAUGCACGGCUCUUCCAUCAAGAGAAUGCUAACCACCCAAUAUAGGAUGCACCAGAAGAUUGCCAGUUUCCCGUCCGAGACUUUGUAUGGCUCCGCUUUGAUGUCACACGAAUCAGUCGCGUCCCACUUACUACGCGAUUUGCCGGGAGUAUCUGCUGAUCAAGGAUUGGCAGAAGUAACCUCGGAACCGGUAGUCUUCUUCGAUACCGCGGGGUGCGAAUUCUACGAAAGGGUAGACGGUGAAGGGGAUAGAGACGAGGGAAGUAGAUCCAACGAGAACGAGGCGACCUUAGUGAAAAAUGGGUGGAAGAACUGGACUGCCCCCCGCACAGAUAGCGAUCAUUACGCCGCUCAAGUCACCCUUCUUGUAUCCAUGCUCCGCCCAACGUAUCUGGAGCUAGAGAUCGGUACUGUUGACGGAAUGCAAGGGCGAGAGAAGGAUGCGGUCAUCCUGAGCCUAGUUAGGAGCAAUGAUAAGCGUGAAGUCGGUUUCCUGAAGGAAAAGCGAAGACUGAAUGUCGCCAUGACACGUCCAAGAAGGCAUCUUUGCGUUGUUGGGGACUCUUCGACCGUAGAAAAGGGGGGUGCUUACUUGAAGAAGUGGAUGACCUGGCUUGAAAACAACGCUGAUUGUGUGUACGAUAUCGUCACCUCUGAUAUAAGAAAUGUUUUGGCCUUUGCAUGCGCCCAAGGGCAGCUGGCUUGGCCCGUUCAAUUAGAUUAUUCGCAUAAUUCCCUCGCGCCUACCAAGACUCGGUAUUUGCACGAGAAUGGACUGGGCCAAGGCACAACCGCCGCUUCUCAAGUUCUUGGCCUGGCUCACAAGCUCGCGGAGAAUGGCCUAAAAAGGCAUGUACGCGGCCCGGCGGUCCGAGAAGUCUCCGGUGGCAAGAUCUUCUAUGCUGGUUCGCUAGUCGCCGAAUUCCCUGUCAAUGUUUUGUGCCAGAAAUUCCCCAUUGCAAAGUUCCUGGGGACAGCCGUCGUAUUAUGGGGCAUCACUCUAGGUAAUUUGAGCUGGGUGACAGGCCACGAGACACCACUGACGUGCCUGGAUUUUAGCACUGACGGCGGUAUGCAAGUCCUUUGCGCUUUGAUGGUCGUGCGUUAUCUGUUGGGCACAUUCGAAGCGGCGGUCCAGCCAUCGUUCUUGCUCAUGACGUCGAUGUGGUAUCGUCGUGCUGAACAAGGAGAGUAUGUCUCGUACUGGUAUGCGAUGAACGGUCUACAGAUGGUUGGAGGAUUGAUGUCCUAUGGCGUUUCGCACAUCAAUAACCCGAAUAUCAAGUCCUGGCAAGUUUUAUUCAUGAUGCUGGGUAUUGUAACCGUCCUUUGGGGAAUCUUUAUUUGGCUCUAUCUUCCUGACUCACCCAUGAGAGCCAAGUGCUACAAUGACGAAGACAAGACAUUGAUGGUUGAGCGUGUUCGCGCGAAUCAAACCGGUCUUCAAAACAAGAUUUUCAAGAGGGAACAGGCCAUUGAGGCUUUCACUGACAUUCAAGUCUGGUUCUAUGUGCUCAUGCAGAUCCUUAACACUCUUCCCACAUCUGGAAUUGGUGCUUUCGGGAAUCUCAUUAUUAAGGACGGCUUUGGAUUCGAUGUGCUCCAGACUAGCUUGCUCUCUCUCGUUCAGGGCACAGUCCAUAUACUCAUCGUUACGUUUGUUGCCUAUAUUGCGCGCAGGACGCAGCAAACCCUCUAUAUCAUGAUGGCCAUCUGCGUUCCUAUGGUAGCUACUACCAGUGUGCUCAUGACCGUCCCGAACGGGCGAUCAACUCGCGUUGGUCUCUUGAUCGCUUUUUAUGGCACGUUUUGGUUCAACGGCGUCGCGGUUCUAUUAUUGUCCCUUAUCACCCGUAAUAUCGCUGGCCAGACCAAAAAAUCUAUCGUUCUCACCAUGUCCCUUAUUGCGUGGGCCGCCGGCAAUAUGAUCGGACCCCAGGUGUUCCAGACCAAGGAUGCUCCCCGGUACCGGGUUGGAUUUACCGUCCACUUGGCGUUCUACGUUGCACAGAUCGUUGUGUUUUUCGCUUUGCGCUUGAUCCUCGCAAGGCGCAACAAGUCCAAAAAUGAGGUUUCCAAGCAGAAGGGUCGCGCAGAGGGAGAGGUCAACUUGGAUAAUGCGUUUGAUGAUAUGACGGACAUGGAGAACCCCGAGUUCAGGCAAAUCCUGGGUGAGCCAAUCUCCUACAAGCUAUUAGGGUUUCUCGCAAUUUACAGAGACAAUCAACAGAUGGGAUGGUGGGGCGACUUCGCAGGCCCUAAGCAAAAGGGUGUGAUCUCAUACAGUAUUUCCCCUUACAAACAACGUGCAUUCGCCGGGGCUCUUCAUGGGUAUCUCUUCAAUGGUUACGCCCGACUCGCUGCACAAUUACCUUUCUUUGCCAUUCCUUUCGCUGGAGCGUAUGGCGUAUACGUUUGGGCCAACAAGAGAGAUGCGUUCUUGAACAGCAAAGCAGGUCACGGGCAUGGCGACCACUAG
Messenger RNA from Rhizoctonia solani, 4818 nucleotides. RefSeq names its product P-loop containing nucleoside triphosphate hydrolase protein. The transcript is spliced from 42 exons. The coding region runs from base 1 to 4818 and encodes 1605 amino acids. Gene Ontology annotation, molecular function: transmembrane transporter activity; nucleotide binding; 5'-3' DNA helicase activity. The record is from RefSeq and is a predicted model, not a curated record. NCBI's taxonomy places the organism in Eukaryota, Fungi, Basidiomycota, Agaricomycetes, Cantharellales, Ceratobasidiaceae. Gene Ontology annotation, biological process: transmembrane transport; mitochondrial electron transport, ubiquinol to cytochrome c.